AUAUGUGAAUAUCUAUCUAUCCAUCAAGAUCAAGGUAAAUAUAAUAUAACAAGAUUUAUUGGUGAUUCCCGUGCAGAUAUUGAAAACAACCUCUCAAGAGUCCUAAAGCUAAUUAAGACUGAAGACCAAAGCAAAAAAGAAAACUCCAACAAAGAGACAGAACUUGUGGGACUAAUUGAAGACUUCUACAAUCAGUACCAGUCAUUGUAUGUAUUGUACGGUCGCCUUACCGGAGAGUAUAUGAAAGUAGCUUCUCGUAGAGUAAAGGUUUCUUCACUCUCUUCCUCUAGUUCAGACUCUGAGUACUUUUCUUCAGAUGAAACAGAUUUCAACAUCUCAAACAAAAACCCAUUCUCAAGAAUAUCACAAAGGGAACAUUAUUCUUCAUUUGUCAACACUCUUGAAGCUCUCAAAACUCAAAAAUCAACAGAACCAAAUGAGUUUGAAACACAUGAAGUGAAACAGCUAAGAUCAAAGAAUGCUGAGCUUGAACAAGAAGCUAAAUGUCUUCGAAACCAUAAAUGCAAAAUCGAAGAAAAGAUGAAACAUUUUAGGAAUGAAGCAUUAAACCAAAAGAAAGAAUACACCGAUCAGAUUAAUGUCAUGCAACAGAACUUGGAGUCUGUAUGCAACAAGAACAGAGAAUUGGAGAUUCAGUUAGAAAAUGAACGAGGAAAAGUUUCACAAUACUUGAUUCGGAUACAAAAUAUGGAGAAUUUAGCUGAAACUGUUUCAGCUGAAGAAAGUCUGCUAAAAGAGAAACUAUGUUUAAUUGAAAGGAUAAAGGAAUUGGAAUCUCAAUGCAGCAAACAAAAUGAUUUGGAAGAACAGUUAAGAAAUGCAAGGUGUGAGAUAAACACUAUGCAGAAACAGAAAAGUGAGUUAGAGUUACAAAAUGAACGAAGCCAAAAUGAAUAUUCAGAAACGAUACAGAAGUUAGCAGAAACCAUUGAUCAAAAAAUGGAAGACAAUGUUCGUGUAUUGCAUCAGAGGAUCGACGUGGUAGAACAGUUGAACAAGGAAAACAAAGAAAGUUUCAAAUUGACAAAGCAAAAGUACGAGGAAGAGGUUAAAAUGCUUGGGGAAACAAUGGCUGAUUAUGAACAUGAAAUUAGGAGGUUUAAAGAAAAGGUGUGGAAAUUAGAAGCUGAUGUGAGCAAGGAAGGAGGUGAGAAAAUGAAUUUGAUGAAAACAGUGACACAGUUUGAAAGGAAAAUUGGGAAAUUGGAAAAGAAAGUGAAAGAGAAGGAUGAAGAGUUGGUAAGCCUUGGGGAGAAGAAGAGGGAAGCAAUAAGACAGCUUUGUUUUCUGGUUGAGUUUCAUCGUGAUCGUUGUCUCUAUCUAAGGGAUUUGAUGUUAAAGAUGAACGUAAGGAACAUAUAAUGAGUUUGUUAAAAUGUAGUUCU
Cicer arietinum (chickpea) is the source of this 1406-nucleotide messenger RNA. RefSeq lists its product as uncharacterized. Gene Ontology annotation, cellular component: cytoskeleton. Gene Ontology annotation, molecular function: structural constituent of cytoskeleton; actin binding. The record is from RefSeq and is a predicted model, not a curated record. Lineage: Eukaryota; Viridiplantae; Streptophyta; Magnoliopsida; Fabales; Fabaceae.